Molecule: messenger RNA, 2228 nt
Organism: Dendrobium catenatum
Lineage: Eukaryota; Viridiplantae; Streptophyta; Magnoliopsida; Asparagales; Orchidaceae
Product: glucan endo-1,3-beta-glucosidase 13
Exons: 6
Coding region: 563-2056 (497 amino acids)
Biological process (GO): carbohydrate metabolic process
Cellular component (GO): plasma membrane
Molecular function (GO): hydrolase activity, hydrolyzing O-glycosyl compounds
Source: RefSeq, a predicted model, not a curated record
CUCUCUCUCUCUGCCUCUCUCCCUUCUUUCUCUACUACUUCUCUCUUCUUAUGCCUUGGUGAGAAUCUUGGAAAUAUAUAUGAAAUGCUUUCAAAACCAAAAAUUUCAAGAGGCAAACAACAAAGCCUGUGUACAAGCUCAAAAAAGACAAGGAGUUGUUGGAGCUACUUAGAUGAAGGAACUUGGAUAACAUAUUCGGACAUCAAUCGCACCCAUUCAUUUUGAAAGGGGGUGUUGUGGGCGAAACCACCGGGCAUUAGCCUCAGUGUUACACUCGAAGGGUCCGCAUUCCACUCUCUGUGACCGUGACCGCGCGUUCAGCUGCUACAGCGUCCUGUUUUUCGUCCUUAUGUGCUCCCUGCCCUGCAAUCGGACCCCAUCGUGCUCGAGUUCCCAGGAGACCAGUCGCACCAGCGGAGAAAAAAGAUGGGAGAAGAAGCGUAGAAGAAGUAGAACGAGAAGAGCAUAUAGCUUUGGUUUUCAGAGGGGAAGGAGAGAAAGAAAGGUGCCAUUUUGGCGGAUUCUUUUCCAAAAACUGGGCAAGCUCGCUUCCUUGCCUUGAAUGAUGGCUAAUGGAAUAGGACUCUUUCCACUGAUUCCUCUGUUCGCCAUUUCUUUCUUUGUCGAGCUUUGCAGUGGGGGAAAGGUUGGUGUUUGCUACGGUAGAAAUGCUGAUGAUCUUCCAACACCAGACAAAGUUGCUCAGCUUAUCCAGCUUCAUUCAAUCAAAUAUGUUAGAAUCUAUGACGCCAAUAUUCAGGUUCUCAAGGCCUUUGCUAACACUGGAGUUGAACUUAUGAUAGGAAUACCUAACUCAGACUUGCUGGCCAUCUCCCAGUACCAAUCCAAUGCUGAUACCUGGCUUAAAACCAAUAUCCUCCCCUACUACCCCGCCACAAUAAUUACCUACAUAACUGUGGGAGCCGAGAUAACUGAAAGCCCUGUCAAUGUCUCAUCUCUCGUUGUUCCUGCCAUGACUAAUGUCAACACUGCUCUAAAGAAGGUUGGAUUGCACAAAAGAAUCAAGGUGUCAAGCACUCAUUCGCUUGGUGUGCUAUUUCGGUCUUUUCCGCCGUCUGCUGGGGCUUUCGAUAGCAAGUUUGCUUUCUUUCUGAAGCCUAUGUUGGAAUUUCUGGUGGAGAAUCAGUCCCCUUUCAUGAUUGAUCUUUAUCCUUAUUAUGCUUAUAGAGAUUCCUCGGAAAAUGUUUCUCUUGACUAUGCUUUAUUCAAUCCGACGUCAGAUGUCAUUGAUCCUAACACUGGUUUGGUCUACACCAACAUGUUUGAUGCACAAAUGGAUGCUAUAUACUUUGCACUCAUGGCGUUGAAUUUUAGGACUUUGAAGGUUAUGGUUACGGAAUCCGGGUGGCCUAACAAGGGCUCAGCAAAGGAAGCUGCAGCAACUUCUGAUAAUGCUCAGUCAUACGAUACCAAUUUGAUUCGCCAUGUUAUUAAUGAUACUGGGACUCCUGCCAAGCCAGGAGAAGAGAUCGAUGUUUAUAUAUUCUCAUUAUUCAAUGAGAAUAAGAAACCGGGUUUGGAAUCGGAGAGAAAUUGGGGUUUGUUUUAUCCUGAUCAGACUAGUAUAUUCAGCCUUGAUUGGACCGGUAAGGGUAGUGUUGAUGUUGUGACUGGGGCGAACAUUACUGGCUCAAAUGGUACAUGGUGUGUUGCUUCUAGCAACGCUUCAGAACAGGACCUGAAGAAUGCAUUGGACUGGGCCUGUGGUCCUGGAAAUGUUGAUUGUUCAGCUAUUCAGCCAAGCCAGCCUUGUUUUCAGCCCGAUUCUUUGACCUCUCAUGCUUCUUAUGCUUUUAACAGCUAUUAUCAGCAGAAUGGAGCCACUGACAUUGCUUGUAGUUUUGGUGGUGCAGGGAUUAAAACAACUAAAGACCCAAGCUAUGAUAAAUGCAAUUAUGCAACCUCUGGGAAAUUUAACGGCACAAACUCUACUGGGCCCAUAUCCAUUCCAUCCACAGUACAGAGCUUCGCCCCCACAUUCACUAACAGAUUGUCUGUGUUUUUCUUUGUUAGUAUUGCAUCUUAUAUCCUUUGAGCUUAUUGGUUUCAUGGCAAUGAAUUUGUAGGGAGUUAUGAUAUCUGUUCAGGCAAUGGAAUUGUGUUAAAUGUUUUGCCCAUAUGUGUGCUUUCUUCUUGGUCUCUGUUCGGAAAUUUAUUGAGAAUUUUGUAGUUUGGCUAAUGGUCUAGGUUUUGAAAUUUUAGCUGAA